This is a messenger RNA of Schistosoma haematobium, 810 nucleotides long. RefSeq lists its product as uncharacterized. The record is from RefSeq and is a predicted model, not a curated record. The coding region runs from base 1 to 810 and encodes 269 amino acids. NCBI's taxonomy places the organism in Eukaryota, Metazoa, Platyhelminthes, Trematoda, Strigeidida, Schistosomatidae. The transcript has 2 exons.
AUGGAAAGUCCUCCAGAUGUCGCAGAAAACCCUGAAAUUUUCCCAACUCAAAAUCGACCGACACAAAACCAAUUCGGGAAACUUCCAAGCCGGCACGCGUUAACGGCAACAGUAGCCGGCGAACAGAGCCGUCUGUUAUACGUCACAGAUGUAAUAACGAAAGUUCGCUACCUCGUCAAUACUGACGCAGAAGUUAACGUUCUUCCUGCAAAUUCCAACGACCGGCUUCGCCAAUCAGUUUUAAACUUACAAGCGGCAAGCGGAAAGCCUAUCGCCACAUACGGUAAAAGGUACAUUUACCUUAACCUCAGUACUAAUAUCGUAGUGGAUCAUAAUUCUACAGGUUUACGCAAACCUAUACACUGGAUUUUUGCUGUUGCAGAUGUUUCAAUGCCUAUCAUUGGCAUAGACCUCCUACAACACCAUAAUCUACUCAUCGAUACACGCAAACGGAGGCUAGUAGACGUAAAUACUAAUUUAUCUGCUUGCGUAACUUCUUUUUCUGGUUGCAGAUUAUCCCCAGUCACAAUUAAGCAUACAGUAGACCCACUUUAUCAACCACUAAUCGGUAAAUAUCCUGGGAUUCAUCAAACGCAACCGAAACUACCGUGUGUAACCAGCAACGUUAAAUAUCACAUCACGACUGCAGGACCACAUGUAUUCUCUAAAGCACGACGACUAGCCCCUGAAAAGCUAAGGUUGGUGAAAAACGAGUUCGAUCACAUGAUAGACUUAGGUAUCAUAAGACCGUCAAACAACCCAUAUGCAUCUCCGUUGCACAUGGUCCCUAAAAAGGACAGCAACGAUUAG